CUUCAAUGACUUUGCCUGUGAACGCAACCAAGUCGGGGUUUGGGCGGUUUAGAAACACACGUUGUGUGGGCUCGAUCCUUUGUCGGUCUCACAAAUCCACAUCUGCGUAAACCCAACGGCAAUCUCAAUACACAAGUAUCAUAUGUGUGAAGCAACAACAUCUCCUCUCAGUCAGUUCUUUAGUGACCUGCUCCCCGCUCAGGUGCAACACUUGGUGCUGAUUGACGACAAUGCUGCCAUUCUCUCCCAAGGGGUCGUCCGAAGCGCUCCUCGAGCCCCAACCAAAAAGAAAGGCAAGAAGAAGAAGCAAAAGAACUUCUCCACAGAUCGAUGGGAAGGGUGUCCACUCAAAUACGCCAACAAGGGUGUCAAAUCCCUCGAGGAGAGGGCAGCUUGCUCACCACAGAGACCGCAACGGCGCGGUAGCAUGGCCAUGACUACAGAAGAUAUUCCAUCCACUCGUCGAACACGACGAUCUUGCAAACCAAGACGCAGCAUUUCUUACGAGUCACAGACGGAAUUAAAAGAUGAUGCUUUUGAAUUCCCCGCCAAGAAGAACUCGCCUCGCAUGCCACAACGGCGUGGUAGCUUGAGUAUGUCGGAAACGGCCACACCUACACAUGUGGGCCCUGCAGCGGCAUGAGUCUGCCAAUCCAAAGUGGGCAGGGGAUGAGAUACACAGUACAGAAACAUUUAGAACAUAAAGAAGAAUAGAAUAGAGCAAACAACAUACAUUACAACUCAGUUGGACCACUCAGAGU
Seminavis robusta is the source of this 761-nucleotide messenger RNA. The record is from the annotation of a GenBank genome assembly. Lineage: Eukaryota; Bacillariophyta; Bacillariophyceae; Naviculales; Naviculaceae.